Molecule: messenger RNA, 3864 nt
Organism: Stereum hirsutum FP-91666 SS1
Lineage: Eukaryota; Fungi; Basidiomycota; Agaricomycetes; Russulales; Stereaceae
Exons: 9
Coding region: 1-3864 (1287 amino acids)
Source: RefSeq, a predicted model, not a curated record
AUGCCGGGCCGCGCUCGCUCCUUUCAUCCACGACUUGCGACUUGUGCGUUCCGCGACAUACCUCCUUUGAGGAUUGCACAAUCCAAUACCCUCGCCAUGUAUGCGCUCCGGCCGAUCCAGAACUGUAUGUUAGGGAAACGUCGACGCGACAAUGUCGACGUCAACAUCCCAGCAGAACCGCCAGCAAAGCGUCACCACCAACGCCAUCUAACAUCCCCACCGCCGAAACGUCAGACUCGUUUCUCGACAAGGCCUACAACCAGCCAGAACCGUUACUCGCUAAGGAAUACCAUAGAGCGCACCAGAAGAACCAUCGCAGCAAGUACCGUUCCCAUCCCAGCUCCCAAUCCAGUCCCAAUCCCAAUCCCUCCUACGAAGCCCAACCUCAGGAAGCGUCAGCGCACCGCUGUGGACGCUGAUGUUUCUGAAGUUGAACCAAAAGCAAAGCGGCAUCACCAGCGCCAUCUAACCUCCCCACCGCCGAAACGUCAGACUUGUUCCUCGACAAGGCCUGCGACAACCAGCCAGAACCGUUAUUCGCUGAGGAAUACAAGAGAACGCGUCAGAAGGAGCAUCGCAGCAAGUACCGUUUCCAUCCUAGCUCCUAAUCCAGUCCCAGUCCCAAUCCCUCCCACGAAGCCCAACCUCAGGAAGCUGCUUGUGCUCUCCUCGGAGACUGCCCAGUCGGGCUCUGUUGUAGCAGCCCAAUCUUUGACUAAUUUGCAGCCUAGUGCAAGGUCUUCACGUAUUGGCACCCAAAAUCUCGCUCUAGUUCACUCUCCCGAUCAUGGGCUCGCUUUGACUCGGGAACAGAUUGCCGGUGAUAGGCUCCUGUCUACUGAGCUGAACUCCGGGUCGAAUCGACCUCACCCUGAUGUUGACCAUAACAUACUAAGGCUCCCCAUACCGGCCAAUAAUUUCGAACUCGUUGAAGCUACGCUCGAACAUUCUGCUCGCUCUCCUUCACCCAAUCCCGGCCAAUCUUCUCAGCUCCGCUCGAGUUCUACGUCAAUGUUCCCUCCUCACACUGUUACGCCGGGCCCCACUGCAGAAGCACCAUCUACUUCCCCAAGCGUCACUCCGUGGGAAGCCUUGUCCCCUUCCCAAAAAACGCAGCAUGAAACCCGGUGUCAAGAGUUAUUGACUGCUUCAGAAUCGAGAGAUCCUGACUUUCGUUUGCAAUGGGCAAACUAUCACCAUUUUUUCUCAGCUUGGGCUUUACACUAUACAACAAACGAACGACACGCACUUCAACUUCUCCAUUCGCACCCAGAUCUUGGAAAGUUGACCGAUGCAUUUCGGCAUGAACUAGGUGGCUCUCGCUCCCCACCCGAGUUGGCGCGAUAUUUCUAUCAGCUCACUCACCACGGCAAAAGUGUGGCUGAAUCGGCCUAUUGUACCGCCGACACGAACCUAUCCUUCUACUCCCCCAUCCAAAUUGCUACGCCACAGAAGGAGGCGUACCCAGUAGUCAUGAAGUGGCUCAAAAUCAUUUUAGAGGUUGAGUUUAAACCCUUGUUCGAUUCGCUUCGUGGAGGCAACCGCAUCUCCCAACGCUUUGGAGUCGACAAUGGCCGCGUGACGUCUCUGACCCUGGAUGAUUUUGACUCCCCCCCUGCAGAGCUUUCAGCGCAAGUCAAGCGUGUUGCUGUUUAUCACCAGAACACGAUUCUGACUGGAAACCAGGGGCAAGGCAAGAGCAAAACUUGCAUACAGCAUGCUGCGGAGACAGGUGGCUUCCUAUUCGCCCUUUUCCGGGAAGAGGGGGGCCUACGCAAAACAUUCCCCAACGGCUCCGCGAUUUACGGCUCCCAGGACCUUCAGUUAGCAAUAACGGAAAUCCUGAAAAACAAGUCCAAAUUUAGCGAUAUAGCCGAAGAUCCCCAGCAAAUAGAGGACAACAGGGAGGCGGUGGAACAUAUCGCCUUAACAUUAGCCUGUAGUCGAGUCUUCGUCUUCAAUGCCUUUCUUGACUGUAGGCCGGACGACAUAUCGCUGGAGGACUGGCUGCAUGACUGGACCGCGUUUGAAGUGGCCUCUGAGUUAUGUGACCCGGAUCGUGCUGGGCCCCUCAAGGACAUCUUCGUGCGCGUUUCCGCACUGCUUCGAAAAGCGUCUACGGAAGUACUUCACCGACUCAUUCGUUUUUUCUGGCAUCAAAUUACAUCGAAAUGCCCAAGGUUCUUGAAAUUUUUUCCUCUGUUGCUGGACGAGGCUAGCUUUGGCCUACUUCUAUGGAACACCUCUCACUUCCGCUGUCGUGAUCUCCCCGACAAACCUUGCUCAGUUCUGACUGAGAUAUUCCUUGUCUGGAUGAAGUUGGGCAUUUUCACUAGCAGCGUCUUCUCUAGUCAGAGCGGCGUAUCGGCGGACACCAUGAGGCGCGCUCUCGAACCUACUGCGACCCUCUUUGGCUGGAAAACAGUCGAGGUUUCCAUCGAAGGUGGCUUUCGUAACUCGGAGGAACACCGGGAAUUCUUACGGAACAAGCUUCAAGGCUGGGUUGACGAAAACGGUAUCUCGAAAAAGUCUUUCGAAAGUUUUCUGACACGGGCAGUGACUUGGCUUCGUGGUCGCUAUGACUUUACAGUGUGGCUCAUCGAGCUCAUACUCGAGACGAGGACGAGAUCUCCUCAUCGCCUUUUUAGUCGUCUCGUCAUCUUCUGGACCAGAGGUUGGACUGCUACGGAUGCUGAACAUUUCGAGUCCGCUGAACCCGAGCUUGAGGAUAACGUCGAGCAGAUCAUGGAACGGGUAGUAGUGCAUCGCAUUGACUGGGAUGCUUUCGAUAGCUGCUCCGACGCUGUUAAGCAAGCUGUCUAUACCAUCACCUUGCACCAAACGGUGGGCGGAUUUGGAACUUCGGUCACCAAAGAAAUAGGCAAAAUUAUCGAAUCUAUCUUAGGAAAGCUCAUCUACGAUGACGGUGACGAUGCCGAUACAGGAAUCGCAAGGUUCGACGAACCGUUGGUGUCUUCUGCGGUGAGGAUCCAUUGCAGGCAGGCUCUGCUCGACCAUAUGUCAUCACACUGGUCGGCAUUGGACGACCCCGUCUCGAGAGGCUUAGCUUUCGAACGCCAAAUCCCAAUGGUCAUCGUGGAUGUGCUGGGGGACUUUGCACCAUUGGAGGAUCUUCUCGAAAUUGCCGAGGACUCGAAGUUCGCACACCUAGCAAAACGUGAAUUCCGUCUGGUCAGUGUUCGCAUGGACCUUGGCAAGUAUGUAGCGUCGGCAGUCUCGGCGACAUCGGGCCCUUGCCCCCAGCUCGCCUACAAGACAGAGACGGCCAUUGAUUACCUAAAUUACGUCAAGACUCCCGGGGGCGCAGCAAUCAUUUAUCCUGACAAGCUUGAAGGUCCCGACGUGCACAACGCGAUACAGGAUAAGAAUACAGGGAAGAUAGUUGAUCUCGUCACACAGGCCAAGCUCAGCGUGAGCCCCGAUGGGGUGAGGGGCGACGUGUGUAGAAAAGGCGUCGAGAGCCUUGAACCUAGUCGCUUCCACCAGCGAUAUGACAAGAAGGAGGAGGCGUGGGUUCAUACGACCCAAUACGGCCAGGACAUUCAGAAGCAAUGGAAAAAAAUGAGAAAGGCACGGUGCCCAGGGUAUACACCAGCUAAGAUGUCAAAAGCAAAAAUGGCUGCUGAGCUCAAGAAGGUUCCCGACAUGAUUCCUGUUCUUGCCAUCGCGGGGACGCCGAAGCCGAACUUACUCAAGGAGCACAAGGAUGUCGCGCUGAUGAAGCUCCACCAUUACUGUGACGGCCUACGAAGCCUCUUCGGUCGCUUCGCAGCUAUGAAUAUUCUUCGUCAGAGGCGUUAUGCUCGAUAUUUUGCUUGGUCAAGCACGGGACUCGUCCAUUGA